Molecule: messenger RNA, 2168 nt
Organism: Spirometra erinaceieuropaei
Lineage: Eukaryota; Metazoa; Platyhelminthes; Cestoda; Diphyllobothriidea; Diphyllobothriidae
Source: the annotation of a GenBank genome assembly
AUGAUGUCGCGAAUUGCGGCCUGCGGGGCGGUAUUUGCUGCUCUGCUCAAAUCUCCGUUCUCGUACUCAUUUCGAUGGACUUCGAUAUGCAGACUGCACAGUCUUCCCUCGUCCUUUGUAUCUCCUGAAUCCACUAUCCAGGUAGAUUACUCUCACCCUCAACUUCUUUUGUGGCUCACUGAAACGCUGCAUCUAUCUGCUGUCUUUAAGGUGUCCACUAACUAAAUCUGAUAUCCACGCAUAAAUCAAUAUUACAGUAUUAUCCCUCCCCCUCUCCAUGCGCACCCGUAUACCGGAGACAAACUCGGUGCAGUUGUGUUGCGUUUUGAGGUUUCACUGCCGUUUCCUUAUUUGAAGCAUUUUUUCCCCGGUAUGAAUUGAAAACAAGCAUGUACAGCAGAAUUUAUUGAGGCCAACAAAUUUCGUGACGGCUUUUCAACUGCAACCCGUCUCUGCAUAACAUAGGUAACGAAUGAAAGCGCACAGCAGUAUGAAUUUGUACAGAAUGGCAGGGCAUAGGAGCAAGGUCAAAGUUCAAAAUAAUCAAUAAUCAGAUAAGACGUCCACAUAAGCAUCAAAAAGGAAAAAGGGGGAGACGAAAUGUUAACAACAAAUCACAGUCAGAGGAAAAUCGAGGCGUGAGAUUACCAGGGCAGUUGCAGAUUGAUCACGUGAUCUAACUGCUUGCACAGGUCUGGUUUCUCCCUCCGUAUGUAGGCUGCUUCCAGAUAACGCAAGGUUCGAGUUGUACAUGCUCGGACAAGUACUCGAAAGGAUGCUUUAGGGUCGACAACAUGACCGCUAUCUAACAGGUGUUUCGUUAUAGACGAACUGGGGGUUCUAUUUUCCUGUUUGGAAAGCCAAUUAGGCAAAUGCUCAGUGGCCCUGGUUGCCAAUUGCCUUUGCGUUCGUCCAAUGUACUUGCAUCCGCAAGUGCAUGUGAAUUCAUACACACAAUUGGGGGUGGCGUGCAUUGGCUAGGCAUCCUUUGUCCGGUUAAUUGGAAGGCUUUUUGUGGAACUGAUGAAGAACAGCUCUGCUGCGUUGUACGUUCUUUCUAUAGUGCAACGCAAGCGUCGCUUGAUUGUGUUUGAGACGUUGUCACCCUUAAAAGGUAGACAUAUUAUAACGGGCAUCUUCGGAACGGACUGUUCCGUCAACUUUGGCCGUAAAUGGUUGCUGUACUUCUGAAUGAAGCGUGCAGGAUAACCACGAUUAAGUAAAGCUUCUUUGAUACGGGCAGUUUCUGUAUCUAUGGUCUCCCUGGAGCAAAUAUUUCUCGCUCUUUGAAAAAGAGUAUGUACUAGAUUACGUUUCCAUUGUAUUGACGCAAAGCUUUUAAAAUGUAGGUAUUGCCCUUUCCACGUAGUCUUGUGGAAGACGGAGCGUCUUAUUGAACCAUCAUCCUCUCUAACCAUGAGGACGUCCAGGAAGGGUAACUUGUUAAACUGCUCCAUUUCCAUCGUAAAUUUGAUUUUAGGAUGCAGAUUAUUCAUCAGGCAAAGUAGGUCGGAGGCGUCUUCCUUGUUAUCAACAAUCGUGAAUAUAUCAUCCACGUAUCUCCUGUAUAAUGUUGUCAUGUUUAAUUCUGAGGACACCUUAUCUUCUAGGUAACCCAUAAAAACAUCGGCGAGGGUUGGCCCAACUGGACUACCCAUUGCGACUCCGUCAAUUUGUCUGUAAAGUUCCCCAUUAAACAGAGAUUGAACGUCUUUCCUUAUUUCCUAUGCAAGUUACCCUUUGAUCUCUUUAUAUUUCAACACUUACUCUCGACUUAUUUUAUGACAAAGUGAAACACUGCACCUGUCCCUCUUUAGAGUGUCCACUAACUAAAUCUGAUAUCCGCACGUAACUCAUUAUGCCGGUAUUAUUGUGGUUGUGUUGCGUUUCACUGCCGUUUCUUUCUUUUUUGGAAAAGUUACCCGAUGCCACAGUUUCCCUGUUUUAAUGACGCGUCUUUUACUUACACAAAGGUUCAUCGAGACCCUCCACCGACUUCCGCCAAUGUACAUCCGGGCGUGCAAGAUGUUAUUCUUGCCAAAUUCCAAGGGAAUGCGACGCUACCUCGUCGAGGCAGCGAGCUGCUGGCCAGAGAGUCCACGGCAGUCUCCGGGACUCCUGAUCAUAACAAACUGCAGACAAUGUGCGCUCUCCAGGUGUCGUUUUAA